Molecule: messenger RNA, 2982 nt
Organism: Penicillium olsonii
Lineage: Eukaryota; Fungi; Ascomycota; Eurotiomycetes; Eurotiales; Aspergillaceae
Source: the annotation of a GenBank genome assembly
AUGCCACGCUCAUCAGCUGCGGCUAGGAAGAACCAGAGCAAUCGACAGGAAAAUGGCGUCGUCGGUCCCGGCAAGAAAGUGACCAAGCAGAAAUCCAACGGCCAUCUGAACGGCAACUCGGGCAACGGCUCAGCUACCGCUCCGGGCGCGUCCGUUCCCUGCGAUCUAUCCUCCGUCCGUUCUACAAGCGAUACGGCCCUGAUCUCGCCGCCGGUCGCCGCCAAGGGAGAUAGUGCGAAGGAUGGCAAUGUGCGUGGGGUGUUGAACGGCCACAGCAAAGGUGGAGACAUGGCAUCGGCGCAGGACAGUGAUGGACCCCAGAGUGGUGGUAUCGCAGGUCAUGGCGCUCGCAAUGGAGCCUCGAAACGAUCCGGUUCCAAUGCCUCCAUCAAUCCGCUACAGCUCGCUUCCACCAUUCUCAAGUCGUGCCCCAUGUACGACACCAUCGCCAUUUUGAUUUUUCUGCUCCAACUUCCACCAAUGGUUCUGACUCUGGUUCAAUUUCUUUUCGCCUCUCUCACUUUCAUGCCCCCCAGUGGUGCCGCGGCCGGUUCUUUGUCGUCGAAUUUCGACAUCUUUCAGGGUCCGGCGGGGACGCCCUCAUUGGGAACUAUGAUUGCGAUGGACGGGUUCUGCAUACUGCUCUGGGGCCUUUUCAUGUGGACCUGGGCGCAAAAUUUCGCCAUCGACCUUGCCCACGUUCAAGUUGCUAUCACUUUGGGCGGCGGGGGUUCCGGGAAAAACGGCGGGGUCAACGCUCUUUGUGUCGGAAUUGUUCUGCUGCUUCACCUCGUUCGCAGCAAAGGCAUACAAGAUUUUGUUCUGGGCCAUCUCGUCUCCGCUAAAUUGCUCAGUCCCGACAUUCUUUCCCAAUUUUCGCACCUGCUACCCGCCGAGUUCCGACGCUCCGAAGCUCAAUCGUCCCCAAGUUGGCUUCGUAGUCUUCUUGCAGUUCACAUCCUGGCACAAGCGGGAACCGCGAUGGCACGACGCUCAAUGGCAAAAAAUCGGUCCCCGACACCGUCAAGGACCGGCAAGAGGGGAGACACGGAGGCUUCUGCAGGCUCGCAGGGACAACCCGAUUCCGCCCUGGAAUCUGCUGCCAGUGUGUCAUCCUCUUUGGUCGGCCCUGAUGGUCAAUUGAAAGACGGAAAGGAUCGAUUUACAUCCGCCAAAAAACGGAGACGACAAGCAAAUCAAGUUCGAAGCCGGCAGCCGUUCUGGGCUGCACUCGCCAGUACAAAGGUCACAGUUAUGCGAGAAUACGAACAUUCGCGAGCUGUUUCCAAGACAGCACGCAAUCUUACGAUGACGGAGGAGGAUCUUCAAGGUGUUUCUCUCGACGACGGACUAGUAUGGAUAACGGACGUGGACAGCUCUUCGAUCAAAUUCGCCGCGGGCGAAUUCACGGAUGAUCCAGCGGUCUCAGGCUCCUAUGAAUCCGGACGCGUGGAAGGGGAUGCGGAGCCGUUCUAUGUUUGCGUCAAUGGUGCGCUCUGGGCCACCGCCACGAUAUGCAGGGUCUCAGACGCCAAGGGACCGAGUGUAGUGCAAUGGCGUGGUGAAAUCGCGGGACUUGCUCCCAAUUGUGCCUAUACCUGUGCGUUUGUGCGUCUUGAUAACGACGAGGAAAUCUGUGUCAUGAGUGUCAAGACGCCUGCGACGGCCGACACAGAGCAAGUUAUUUCCGCGAUAUCGACACCCCCGCAGCCGCCAUACCGUCCAUCAUCCCCCACUACGACGCUCAAAAACUCCAUAGUGAACGCAGAAUCCAAACUCAAUGAAAAACGCAACCGCCUGAAGAAGACAAAGAACGACCACAAAACGGCAAUCUCGAAAAUUCGCAAGGAACUUGACAACUUUAACACUCGACUUCACAGUGGAACUGACGAGAAUCGACAAAAGCAGCGUUCGCUGCAAUUGGAACGAAACAUCAAGCAGACCGAGGAAGCCACGGCAGCACUUGAAGCUCAACUCGAUACUAUGGAGACAGUGCCGGAGGAAGAAAUGGAGGAAUGGCGAUCGCACAAAGAAGACUUCGAACGGGAGGUAGAACGCUUCAAUGCUAUCAAGGAAGAGGUUACCGCCGCUCGCACGGCUGCGGCACAAGAAGUUGCGGCAUUGGAGGCGGAUUUAACCCAAGUGGUUCAGAAGCGAGAGCGUCUCCAAGGUCGCCGUACUCGGGUGAACGAGCAGUAUGAGCGCAUCAUUUCAGCCAAUGCCCAGGGAUUGAAUGAAAGAGAGCGUCGAGCUGCCGAACAAUUCGCCAGAGAGCAAGACCAAUCCAAAAUGGAGAGCAACUUCCACGAGCAGUUCGCAAGCAUCAGCCAAUCUGUCCAGGAUUUCCAACUUCGCACGAGUCAAUUGUGGCAGCAGGCAUCCUCGAUUGAGCAGGCCAUCCAGGUACAACAACAACAGAUGCUCCUUGAUUCAGGUCCCCUCACCCCCGAGGGCAACCUGCCAGGAACCAAUCCAACACCUGAAACCAGUGUGCCUCAUUUGAACACUACGACCACUGCGCCUAACGUUCGGUCUCUCUUGGGUCUCAGCUUCCCCCCAGCCAGAUCUAGCCCACUGCAGAUCUCAUCGUCGCCAAUCCGCGAGGAUUCAUCGAACCCCGCCAGUCCGUCCCAAGACCUUCCUUUCCUUCCACAAUUCCCGGCCUCUCCCGCCGGAAACGUGGGGUCGUACUUUGCGCCAGACAUCAAUCACCGGGAUCGUUCGUUCUCCAAUCGUUCCACUCACAGUAGUCAGUUUGGCUCCGACUUUUUGGAUGCGAAUCGCAUACCACCUCUACAGAUCGAUUUGUCGGAGCUUCUUGGUGAAACGAAAUCGCGGCCCAGCCCUGAUUCAUUUCUUCAUGGAACUGGCCGUCCUGUUCUGAGUCCCUUCCAGCGAGCAGCAAGUCGAGGUAGCGGAACUGGCAGUGGCAGUGGUGGCAGCGGCAGUGGGAGUGGCAGCCCACACUCGUCUCGAGACUAG